UCACGUCAACGGCGACAACGACGACGACGACAAGGAGAAAGUCUUCGGCACUGCCGGUUGUACACAACACAGCAAAGAGAAGAAAAAAAAAGGAAGACGAUAAAAAAGUCGAGCAUGGACCACAAGAAAAUUAAUCCGUAGGUACGUGCAUACGUGGGUGUAAGCCAUGCGGCGCUGCUUCGUGAUAUUCGUACUAACAGUCGCGUUCUGUAGUCUCUGCGUUCUAUAUUACGUGACACCACGCACUGUUUCGAAUCUUGCCAUUUAUACUUUCACCGACGAUGCUGAUCGCAAGACAAUCCUGUACUGGAACACCUUUUUCAACGAAGAAGACUUCUACUUGGGUAUGGGGUACGUGGCCCGAGACUGCCCAAUUUACAACAAUUGUUUCGCCACACACAACAGAUUCUUAAGGAGUGUCGAAGACUUUGACGCUAUCGUCUUCCAUGGCAUCAACGGGGAGCUCAGCACCAAAGAUUUACCAGACAGGAGGCGGCCCAGCCAGAAGUAUGUCUUUGUGGCGCUCGAGAGCCCAGUGAACCGAUACAUUGGGCCUGAGUUCGAUGGCUACUUUAAUGUCACCGCGACGUACCAUUUUGAUAGUGACAUCGUCUGGACGUACGCCAAUAUCGUAGACAGAGACAACGAGAGCCUCGUCGCAGUACCUAGUGCAAAGGAGUACUUUGAGUGGAAAGUGGAUGAAUCCAUGAGUGCAGAAAAUGAAGGAGACGAGGAUCGGAUCAUCAAGGGAAAGAAAGACCUGGCGAUUUGGUACAGGAGCAACUGUAACACGCGUGGUCGGCGUGAGGCGUAUGUCGCUGAGCUCGAGAAGCACAUGCCCGUGGCUAGUUACGGCAGUUGCUCAUCAGCCAACCCUGGCUGCAGGAGGGAUCAGGAUUGCUUCAAGUCCGAGGUCGAGCCCAGAUACUUUUUCUACCUGUCCUUUGAGAACUCGCUGUGCGAGGACUACAUCACCGAAAAAUUUUUCAAUGCACUCAACCAUAGUGUCGUUCCAGUAGUCUAUGGUGGAGCCAAUUACAGUCGCUUUGCACCUCCAAACUCUUACAUAAAUGCGCUGGACUUCGAUUCACCGCAGGAACUGGCCAAAUAUCUGAUUCUGCUGUCGAAAGAUGUGAGGGCGUACAAAAAAUAUUUUCACUGGAAGCGUCAUUAUCGCAUCAUCUCGCCCAAGCAGCGGGUUAUCUGUGAUUUGUGCCAGGUAAUUAAUACUGGACAAAAGAAAAUCUACGCUAUGUCAAAGUGGUACAGCGAGAAUAAAAGAUGUACUGUUCAAAAACAACUAGACGACCAAAUUUCACGUGGUGGUCUUAAUUAUGCUACGAAAAAAACUGUAUCUCCUUAGGGAAUUUGAGAGUGUAAAUGUAAAUGAGUGGGUGUAGAGUGCAUGGGUUAAAGAGCACCUCUUUUGCAGUGCAUUGGAGACAGAUUGUAAUAAUCUUAUUUAUUGUUACUUACGUUGAUUUCGUUAUUUAUUUUUGUACAACAGAAGAUUUUGAAGGAGAGAUCUUUACUACACAACUUUUUACUAAAUAAUACUGUCACUAUUCAAUGCUACUGCACUAUUCAUAAAAUAAAUACUAUUUGCUGAAAUACAA
Copidosoma floridanum is the source of this 1616-nucleotide messenger RNA. RefSeq names its product lewis-type alpha-(1,3)-fucosyltransferase. Lineage: Eukaryota; Metazoa; Arthropoda; Insecta; Hymenoptera; Encyrtidae. Gene Ontology annotation, molecular function: fucosyltransferase activity. Gene Ontology annotation, cellular component: membrane. The record is from RefSeq and is a predicted model, not a curated record.